AUGGCGAGUGUGGGGCAGAUCACGGGCACGCAGGUGCAUUCGGGGCCGAAGCACAUCCUGCAGUGCCAUGUGUCCGAGGACGUGCUGCGGAUGCUGGCCACCGAGGACACGAGGGAGCGGGUCCACCGCGACAAGAUGCUGUACUGCAUGCACAAGCACGAGCUCGCGCUGUGCUGCAGCAUCCCUUACAACACCAGCAACAACAUGAUGUUCAAGCAAAAGACGGCCUACCCUCCCGUGGUGACCACGCUUGGCUUCAUCACCCCAGAGACCCGGAAUCUCAUCCGGGCGGUCUACAACGCGCAGACAGUGGAGCAGUUCGAGGAGAGCCGGGAGAACAUCAUCGCCCGCGCCGCCAGAGACCCGAACUUCAAGUUCUACCUCCCACAGUUUACCUUCCAGGGGGUGGCGCAGACCCAGGCGUGGGCGACUUCGAACUUUGGGGACACGAUCGGGUCCGUCCUGGUCGCGGGCUUCGCCACCGUCAUGAAUGGCCACUUCCACGCCUACACGGGCGACGUCGUCCACUGGUACUUCGACUUCGAGAGCAUCAUGUUCGAGGAUGACGGGACGAGGAGGCGGAACGGGGCCUUCAACUCCAAUCCAGCGAAUGUCAACUUGAUCACCGAGGCGAACCCCGACUUCUACAACGCCGAUCCGAUCCGAAUUGGCGAGAAGGCCGGGGAGCGGAAGGACUACCACGAGAUGCGGGAGUACGGCAACUACCCGGAGCUCUACAAGAACCUUGACCGAAGGAUCGGAAGCCGGGAGUACAAGCAGAACAUCAUCUACCCGAAGCCCUACCUCUACGACGGCUGCGGGUAUGGCGACCGCAUCCGCGUCUUCGGGAGGGUGGUGAACGGCGGCAGGCCCUUCGAGCCCAUCGAUGUGCUCAUCUUCUCGCAGUGUCGUUGA
This is a messenger RNA of Guillardia theta CCMP2712, 915 nucleotides long. RefSeq lists its product as hypothetical. Bases 1 to 915 code for a protein of 304 amino acids. The transcript has a single exon. The record is from RefSeq and is a predicted model, not a curated record. Lineage: Eukaryota; Cryptophyceae; Pyrenomonadales; Geminigeraceae.